Amoebophrya sp. A120 is the source of this 2858-nucleotide messenger RNA. The record is from the annotation of a GenBank genome assembly. NCBI's taxonomy places the organism in Eukaryota, Dinophyceae, Syndiniales, Amoebophryaceae.
AGUUCCCAUAGUGCGAAAAACUACAACAAAGCCACAUCUUCUAUAUGUAUUCUUCCCGCCCACAGUGGAGACUAGAGCUGCUAGACACGACCGUGCAUAGUGCGUAGAUACUGUAGUUGCUUGGUGUUCUCGUUGUAAAAUAAUCUCGUCAGGAGGUCGACAACUUUUUUCCCCAUACCGCGACGUACUCAGAGUAAAAAAGGAUCCUAUAACACAUCAGGAGCUUCUCACGCGGCUAGGAAGAGGAAUAUUAACCAGAGCAGUGCCUGUUUUCGUUGUUCUUCUAUCUUUGGUGGAAGGUGUGCUAGCAUCGACUGGAACAAGUGAAACCGAACUUUUUAGUACUACUAGUAGGAGAAGCGUGCGUAAGUAGUCUUGUUGUUGUGUAGUCCUCCGACUUCUAGUGUAGAAGAAGGUGGUAGAAGUUGCACGAACAUCAAGAACGAAAACACAGAAGAACGCAAGUUAGUAGCUGCAUCACAAAAAGCGAAAAUUCCGGAAGUUUGCGACGAGCAUCCUCCCGAGGUGGCUGGAAGCAACACCUGCGAUCGCACCCUCUCUGACACUAUCAAGUGCAAAUAUCAUUGGGUCUGGAAGAAUGCAAGUUUGUCAUGCUUGUCUCGCAUGACUGAAGCGUUUGUCAUGCGUGUCCAAGAAGAUACCCUUUUACUUGUCAUGCAAAACGCACUUUGUCAUGCGGAAAGCGCAACACUGAGCCGCGCAAAUAUUUCUCAUACUUGGCUGUGCAUUACAGACGAGCACUCACUAUUCACAACUCAGCAUUACAAGUUUCCAGACCGAGACAUAUUUGCAUUUGAUAGACACCUCCAGCCAGAAAAUGCGGAAGACCGCUUUGAUCACCGUAUGAGAGUGCAAAACUCCCCCUCGUUCUCAUUUCUCAUGCAAAACCCCAAAUUCAAGUGCUUCCCUUGUAUCACUGUUAUGCAUGACAUUCCGGAAGCCCAAUCAGUACUACAUUACGCGCAUGAACUUUCCAUGCAAAAGCUGCAUCUCUGGCAGCGCUUGUGUUGCUGUUCAGGCAACACAAAUGAGGGGGAGGGGGAGUUGUGCACUGUCAUACACCGGUAUCACCGGCCAGGACGGCUCCUACCUCGCGGAGUUUCUCCUAUGCAAGAAAAAAACUGUGUAAGUGUAAAUUUGUGUUGCAGAGGAUGCAAGACACCUACACUUGUCAUGCUGGACAUGCAUUAGAGGUUCCGUUCUUCUUCUAAGUGCUCUCACGUACUAGCUACGCAUGCGAGGUUUUCUCUGUCAUGCAGAGCAAAUUUGUCAUGCUGUUGCUUGAAGAAAGUUACACUUACACACUUUUUUCCCUGGAUAUCUCUUGGAAAAGGGCUACAAGGUGCACGGCAUCAUCCGACGAAGCAGUUCGUUCAACACCGGGCGCAUCGAGCACAUCUUCAACGAGAUCACACUCCACUAUGGCGAUUUGGUGGACACCAGUAAUUUGUGCUCCAUUCAUAUCCAAGAAAAAUGAAAAAGUGUAUACAUAGUGCAGGUGAGUCCAGCAUGACAAAUCUUGCUCCUGCAUCACACACGAAGCCUGUCAUGGAGAGCUAGUACUACGUAAAAGCACAUAGCUAUACGGUAAUAGGAUGGUAUGGCUGGCUAGCAUGACAAGUGUGACUGCGUGAUUGCAGGUUUUGCAUUACAGACUUACACUUACAUACACACCCCUUAUUAUUCUUGCAUAAUUCUGGAGAAGGUCCGGCCUGACGAGGUGUACAAUCUGGGGGCAUAUGCAUUGCAAACAUCCCUGGAACUGGAUCGUGUCUGAAAUAAAAGUGGAAUGUUUGUCAUGCACAUUUUGCAUGACCCACACUGUCUGUGAUGUGUGACGUGGCAUAAAAGAUUGAUUUUCUGAGGGCUUCUUGAUCCCUGUUCCGCAUGAGAAACAAAUACUUACUCACCUCGUCUCCGUGAAGCAAAUCCUGGAGUCCUCUUGGUCCUCUUGCUGGUCAUCAUGCAAUACAGAUUCUUUUACUUUCCAGAAGCAGCAUCACAAGUUCUAGGGAUGUUUGCGGGGCAUAGGGCGCAGUCCCACGUGAAGGUCUCGUUCGAGGAACCGGAGUACAUACGCAUUGCAAAUAUGUCCCCGUCUGAAUCUGUGAUGCAAUAUUUGAAGGGUAACCAGAUCUGUAUUGCAUGGACAGGAGUGAACGGUUUUUUUGUCAUGCUGUGAAACUCAGUUUGUCAUGCAAUACACGAUAGCACGAUUCGCAGUAGUAAGUACCACACGAAAAUAGAAUUUGUGAUGCGUUGAUGCCGUCCCAAACCUUGCUCUGUCAUGCAAAACGUGGCACCAACGGAAUGCGCUGCACCUACUUUCCAGACCUAGACAUAUUUGCACCUGAUAGUAGACCGCGCAGUGCGACGCACUGGGCACGAUGCGCAUGCUAGAGGCUUUGCGGACGUGCCGACUGGAAAAGACGACCAGGUUCUACCAAGCCAGCACGAGCGAGCUCUACGGUAAGUCAAAGUUGAGUUAAGUUCGAAAGGGGAUCAUAGUAGGUGCAGGUGGUGCCUCUACGACUUGUAGUAUUGAGAAGGCUCCUUUUGAUGUUCUAGUGCUAUGCAUUGCGCUUGAUGUACUUACUUACUUCAUGUAGCACCGUACUACGUCCUCUUCUGCUUGGAGGCACUAUUAUAAUCGAAAUGAUCGAUAAAAAUCUGAUUUCAAAUCCCCCACAUCACCUCAGGUAAAGUGCAGGAAAUUCCCCAGAAGGAGACGACGCCAUUUUAUCCCCGUUCCCCGUACGCCGUGGCAAAAAUAUACGGUUAUUGGGCAUCAAAUGUAAAAAUGUCUGGGUCUGGAAGAUUGCCAGGUUUGUCAUGCA